AUGGAGAAGAAGAACAGAGAGCUGGCUAGAGAAAACACAGAACUCAAAAAAAAGAUUACAUCUAUGAAGAGGAUCGAGGGAGACUUACUGAAGGACAAGAUAAAAAAGGAGUACUUUGGAUUUAGGGUAUGGAAGAGGAUUUCUGGAGAGCUUGAAAAAAACAUUAAUAUGGUUGAGAAUGUACUGUCCAGUCUUAAGAACCUUAAGAUGGAUAUUCCCAAGAACGGGCCAGAAGAGGUUUUAGGGGACAAGUCGAAUCAGAAGGAAUAA
This is a messenger RNA of Encephalitozoon intestinalis ATCC 50506, 270 nucleotides long. RefSeq lists its product as uncharacterized. The record is from RefSeq and is a predicted model, not a curated record. The coding region runs from base 1 to 270 and encodes 89 amino acids. NCBI's taxonomy places the organism in Eukaryota, Fungi, Microsporidia, Unikaryonidae. The transcript has a single exon.